Molecule: messenger RNA, 2242 nt
Organism: Solanum verrucosum
Lineage: Eukaryota; Viridiplantae; Streptophyta; Magnoliopsida; Solanales; Solanaceae
Product: stress response protein NST1-like
Exons: 2
Coding region: 645-1967 (440 amino acids)
Source: RefSeq, a predicted model, not a curated record
AUUGAACAGCAAAGAAAGAAAUGAUUUUGACACAGUUGAACUACUAACUGCAGAAAUCAAUCCCCACAAUCAAAACCUUAAAAACUCAAUUUCCAUUUUUGUCCCUUUCAUAUCCCCUCAGAUUUUUCCAUAAAAAAUUUCCCACUGUCUUACUAUUCUCAAUUCAAGAAACCUAUUAUAGGUUUAAAGGUCAGUUUUUUGAUACAUAUAUGGCAAUAUUUUUUCUUGAUUUGAUAUGGGUAUUUGCUAAAAAGUUGUGAAUUUGGGUAUACCCUUUAGCUUUUCUUGGACAAAUUUUGAGUUAUUUGUAGUGUUGAUUGAUUUUAUUUGGAUUUGUGGUGAAGAACUGAAAAUUUUGGGUUUUGGGUAUUUGAGUUGUUGUGUAUGUGAUUCUUGAGCUGCUUAUAGUUUGUUGGUUUGAGUAGUGGAGUUAGUUUUAUUUGAUGAAAGUAUGUUGAUUGAGAAAAGGAGUGAUUUUUAGUAUACCCAGUAGCUUUUCUUGGACAAAUUUUGAGUUAUUUGAAGUGUUGAUUGAUUUUAUUUGAGUUUGUGGUAAAGAGCUGAAAAUUUGGGGUUUUGGGUAUUUGAGUUGUUGUGUAUGUGAUUCUUGAGCUGCUUAGAGUUUGUUGAUUUGAUUUUAUUUGAUGAUGCCACAACCUAGAAGAAAAAAGUGGACUGAGGCAGAAGAAAGAACUCUAAUUGAUAAGUAUGGUGAGAUGUUAUGUGAUGGGACUUUAGCUAAAAUGAAAACUAGGGAAAAGAAGUAUAGACCUAUAGCUUUACAUGUGAAUUCUGUGCACAAUGUUCGCGAUCCGAUCACGUAUCCAUGGCAAUGGACUUGGAAGGAUGUGUCCACUAAAGUGCAGAACAUGAGGCAUCAGUAUACACUGGUGAAGCAGAAGAUUAAGAAGCCAAACUCUGGGGAGGAGUCGGGUGCUGGGGAGGAGUUUGAUUGGAUGGAGGGGCUAACUCAUUGGUCGAACUUUUUAAGGUAUAAGGAAGUGUUUGGGGAUGUCAAUACACUUGUCUUCAAUUGUAGCGACUCCAUGGCGGUUGUAGGAGAUGGAAAUGAAAAUAGUGGGGGAUUUGAUGGGAAUGGUAAUGGUAUGGGGAUUGAUCAAUUUGGGCAUCUAGGUCAUGCUGGGGACGGUGAUUUUACGGGAGUUAUUAAUGGGGUUGAUCAUGGUGUUACAGGUAUGGAGUUUGAUUAUGAUGGAGAAGAAGGAGAGGAGAAUUUCAAUGGUAGUAUCAGGAGGAAUAAUCAUUUGAAGGAAGAUGCGGAUAGUGGAUUUGUUUACGAAGACAUUGAGCCAACUGGAUCUGAUACGAGAAAGAAGAAGAAACUAAAAGGGGUGGAGAAGAGGGCGUGGGGUUUUCUUGCAACACAGUUGGCACAGUUAAAGGAAAUGGAAGCUCGGUUUGAGCAGCGUGAGGCUGAGAGGGAGCAGGAGCGGCAGAGGAGAGAACAUCUUAGAAUAGAACUUGAACAAGAACGUGAGAGAAAAUGGGAAGAAAGAGAAAGAGAGAGGGAGGAAAGGGAGAAAGCGAGAGAGAAGUUGCAGAGACAGAGAAUUCAAGAAUGGGAAGCAAUGGAGAAGGAAAGUGAGGAGAGAGAGAGGAGGAGACGAGAGGAACAGCUUAUAUUUGAGAGAGAACGUGAAGAAAGAAUGCACAAGAGGAGAUCAGAUUGGAAGAAGAGGAUUGACGAGACGUUAGGUCAGCAUCGAGUUGAAAUGAGCCAGGUCCAGACUCGGAUACUUCACGAACAACAAAAUCUUACUAGUCAGCUUCUUGGAAUUUUUUCUCAGUGGACUGGUCAUCCAACUGGGCUUUCUGAUCACACAGGAGCUAGCAACCAUUAUCUUUCACAAAUGAUGCAAAACUUGCACCAUGUCAACGGGAUGGUUCACGGUGAUGCAAGGGUUGUAGAUGAUGCUCAAGAAGACCAAUUUAUCGUUGAUGGAUAAAUAAAAGCAAGCUCCUUUUAGUAUUUACAUCGAUCACCUGAAUAGGGAAGGUGCAUGUACCUUGCAAGACAUGAACACGUGUAAAGGUCAGUAACUUGUAAUUGUAUUAUUUGAUAUUAGGUUUCUACUCAGAGCCUAUGUAUUUGAAUAAUGUUUCCCAUAUCCCCUUUUUAAUGUAGCCAGUAUAGAAUGUAGAGUUCUCGGCCUUUAAGUUUUUAUGUCGCCAUUGUUCAAUAAAAUAUUUUGAUAUAUUUAUAUAAUACCAUCAUUUUUUU